UGCAAAUCUCUGUCUCUAUCUCUCUCUUUUCAUCUCUCUUAUUCUCUCUGUUCAGACAUAGUUUGUUCAAUUAAGAUUGCUAAUGAACAAUGGAACUACAUAAAAGAAGACACCUUUCAAGAUUAGGGUUUUCUGUUUGGUGCCUGGUUUGCUGCUCACUUCUGCUCUUACUCCAUAUCACCAUGUCUUCCAUUCUUGAUUCCAAUCUCCAAACUACUCCAGAUAUUCCACGUGGGCGUCUGAAGAUGUUGACCGAUUGGGACCUAAUUCUAGGAGAAGAUUCACAGUUUCUGCCUGGCGGUCAAAUCAGCUGUGACCGAACUCACAUGCGCUAUGAUCUCUGCUCUGUCAACGGCUCAACGGUAAGGGACCCCACAACAUCUACUUUUUACGUUGUUGGCCCUACCACUUCUGCCCGCCCUUUUUUGGUGGAGAAAAUUAAGCCUUACCCUAGAAAGUUUGAACCUUUCAUUAUGGCCCAAAUCAAAGAACUCACUAUUACCUCAGGCCCAAAAUGCCCACUAUGCCAAGUCCGACACCAUGCCCCAGCCCUUGUAUUCAGUGUGGGCGGGUACACCGGAAACUUCUUCCAUGAUUUUAAUGAUGGUUUCGUUCCCCUCUUCAUCACCGUGAAUUCCAUCUUCCCCAAUCAAGAUUUUGUUCUUGUCAUCUCUGAAGUUCCUGAUUGGUGGAUUAGCAAGUACAUAGAUUUGUUAAAUGCGUUCACAACACAGCCUAUCGUAACCCUAAAUGAUACAAGCACUCAUUGUUUUCCUUCUGCCACUUUUGGUCUAAUAUCACAUGGAUUCAUGACUAUAAACCAAACCUUGAUGCCUAACUCAAACACAUUCACACAUUUUAGGGCUCUAUUAGAAAAGGCAUACAGUCAAAAUUUGAGUUCUGAUUUUGUCUUUCCGAGUUCAAAAUUUCGCCCUCGACUCUUACUUGCUAGCCGUAAUGGUAGCCUCGGGCGUGUGAUUGUGAAUCGAGAUGAAGUAAUUAAAACAAUAGAAGAUAUUGGUUUUGAAGUAAUAAUUUUUGAACCUCAGACUAAUACUUCAUUACGUGAAUCUUAUGCACUAAUUAAUUCAAGCCACGCAAUGAUUGGCGUUCAUGGUGCAGCGCUUACGCACUCGAUAUUUCUUCGGCCGGGUGCGGUGUUUAUGCAAGUGGUUCCAAUUGGAGUUGAGUGGGCUUCCGAUGCCUUUUUCGGGAGACUAGGAAGGGGAUUAAAUUUGGAGUACAUAGAAUAUAAAAUUGGAGUGGAAGAGAGUACUUUAGUAGAAAAAUACGGGAAUGAUAGUUUAUUGUUGAAGGAUCCGCAUGGUGUUCAGGUUAAGGGGAACGGUGGAUGGCCUGCUGAAAUUAUGGACAUAUAUUUGAAGGAACAAAAUGUUAAAAUUGAUUUAGAAAGGUUUAGUGCAUGCUUGAAGAAAGCAUAUAAGAAGGCCAAGCAAUUCAUGGAAAGGGAAGAUCAAGAUUAAAAAAUGUUCUUGAAAGAAAUUGAUUGUUCGUUCUAGGAUUACAUAUACAGAUAUAUUGAUUGUAUUUGUUUUUACAUAUAAUCUCAUAAUUUUCAGAAAAUUAACUGUGAAAACAUGAAUAUUAUUAAUUUAUCUCUUCUUACAUGAAUCACAUAUG
This is a messenger RNA of Jatropha curcas, 1641 nucleotides long. RefSeq names its product xylan glycosyltransferase MUCI21. NCBI's taxonomy places the organism in Eukaryota, Viridiplantae, Streptophyta, Magnoliopsida, Malpighiales, Euphorbiaceae. Gene Ontology annotation, molecular function: glycosyltransferase activity. The record is from RefSeq and is a predicted model, not a curated record.